Molecule: messenger RNA, 930 nt
Organism: Brassicogethes aeneus
Lineage: Eukaryota; Metazoa; Arthropoda; Insecta; Coleoptera; Nitidulidae
Source: the annotation of a GenBank genome assembly
AUGGCGUCUCGUAGUUUGCUAACAACAUUCGUAAAACGAAACUUCUGGAGCAAAAAAAAGAAGGAUUUCGGGAGAUACGCAAUUGUACGGCCCGGGAAUGUUUCGGAGAUGAGAAAAAUACCGGAUGGUAUUGUAAAACCGAGCUAUUUCGCUACGGGGGAGCCUGCAGAGGUUGUGGAGCAUGCCGAGAUAAAAAAUGGCGAGGAGAUUUUGAAAAUGCGGAAAUCUUGUGUGCUGGCUGCCAAUAUUUUGAAAAAAGUUGGCGAGUUUUUAGAACCGGGGAAAACCACUGAUGAAAUAGACAAGUUGGUGCAUAGCCUUACUAUAGAAAAUGGAGCAUAUCCUUCCCCAUAUAAUUACAGAAAUUUUCCAAAAUCUGUGUGUACAUCGAUAAAUAAUGUGGCUUGUCAUGGAAUCCCAGAUGAUAGAAAAUUGUUGAAUGGUGAUAUAAUAAAUGUUGAUAUAACAGUUUUUCUUGAUGGUCACCAUGGAGAUUGUUCAAAAAGUUUUCUUGUUGGAGAUGUAGAUGACGUGGGCAAAAACCUGGUAGAAGCCACUGAAAUUUGUCUCCACGAGGGAAUUGAAAUUUGUAAACCUGGGGCGUAUUUCAGGCAAAUAGGAGCCCAAAUUCAACAAAGGGCUUCACAAUUGGGCUUCAAUGUAAUACCGGCUUUUAUAGGGCACGGAAUAGGGAGAUAUUUUCACGGGCCGCCUGAUAUUUACCACAUGAGGAACAACUAUCCGGGUAGGAUGGAACCAGGAAUGACGUUCACGAUAGAGCCGAUUCUGACGCAAGGCGGUCACAUGAUCGAAAUACUCGAAGACGAUUGGACGGCGGUGACAGUUGAUGACGCUAGGACCGCCCAGUUUGAGCACACUGUUUUAAUUUUAGACAGUGGGGUGAAAAUUUUGACAUUACCCGAUUUGUAG